AUGGCGAAAGGCACAAUCUCCAAAGGGAAAAAGGGCCACUCAAAACACUCCCGCGCGGCAAGGCGCGCGGCCUCUCCCAGCAUCGACGUCGACAAGUCCCUUAAAGAAGUCCGUCCACCCCAGGAAUCAAUCGACCGACGGCCGGCUGUGCUUGCGGCGCACCACUCAGGUGGCGUGGCCAAGAAGGCCAAAAGUGGCCGGAAAGCGGUGCUGAGCUCCAAGGCACGGCGGCGGCAAGAAAAGAACUUGGGCCGCGCCGAGGCCGUCAUGGAGCGGACAGCACUCAAGGUGCAGAAGAGCAAAGGCCAUGCCAAAGUCAUCAAUUCGCGCAAGAAGACGUGGGAAGAGAUCAACAGAGAAGUGUUUGAGCGGGAGGAGCGGGCGGGGCUGAGCAAAAAGGCCAAGACCAAGAUGGAAGAAGAUGCCAUGGUGGCGGCUUUCUAUGCUGAUCAAGAUGGCGAUGCGCAGAUGGAAGGGGUGGCUGAAGACGAAGUGGAGAAGCCAAAUAAUGUCGAUGCCAUUUCCGCUCAGUCAGUGUCCGUGCCAGCCACAGCGCCUGUCGAGGCGGAGGAGGAGGAGGAGGAGGUUCUCUAG
Molecule: messenger RNA, 594 nt
Organism: Chaetomium strumarium
Lineage: Eukaryota; Fungi; Ascomycota; Sordariomycetes; Sordariales; Chaetomiaceae
Product: Alb1-domain-containing protein
Exons: 2
Coding region: 1-594 (197 amino acids)
Biological process (GO): ribosomal large subunit export from nucleus
Cellular component (GO): nucleolus; preribosome, large subunit precursor
Source: RefSeq, a predicted model, not a curated record